This is a messenger RNA of Ramularia collo-cygni, 393 nucleotides long. RefSeq lists its product as uncharacterized. The transcript has 2 exons. The coding region runs from base 1 to 393 and encodes 130 amino acids. The record is from RefSeq and is a predicted model, not a curated record. NCBI's taxonomy places the organism in Eukaryota, Fungi, Ascomycota, Dothideomycetes, Mycosphaerellales, Mycosphaerellaceae.
AUGGCUAGGCAACAACACAUCAAGGUCGAAGUCUUCCUUCCAGUGGAAUGCUUCAACGCGCUCAAGGACUCUACAAGCGCGCACCAUGAUACCGAAGAAGAAGAUCGCACAGCAGCAAUGGUACUCCUGCUCGAGGAAAUCGACAAUGGACCUUUCCUGUACCCAAUCUUUGUCGAGUUUUGGGGGCAAACACGCCAAAUCUGGAUUGCGCCAGGAUGGACCAUUGCGAAAAUAUGGGAGCUGCUGGAGGAACUUUACGGUAUCAAGCGUCUAGGCCUCAAAAUGGCAUUUCAAGGUCAAGAAAUCGCAGACGACGACCAGCGUGAUGUGCGGGAUUUCAGAGCGGGUGCGACCUUCUACAUCGUCCCCGAAAGCUUUUGGAACUUAUGGUAG